Messenger RNA from Leptidea sinapis, 1060 nucleotides. RefSeq names its product seminal metalloprotease 1-like. The record is from RefSeq and is a predicted model, not a curated record. Gene Ontology annotation, biological process: proteolysis. NCBI's taxonomy places the organism in Eukaryota, Metazoa, Arthropoda, Insecta, Lepidoptera, Pieridae. The transcript is spliced from 6 exons. Gene Ontology annotation, molecular function: zinc ion binding; metalloendopeptidase activity. Bases 16 to 1011 code for a protein of 331 amino acids.
UUGUUGCAUGAAACAAUGUACCGCCUGUGUAUCUUGUUACUGGCCCUGGUGGGAGCCAUCUGGUGCGUCCCAUCUCCACUGAAGUCUCCAGAGCAGGUCGAGGAGUACAGGAAAUUUUUGCAGCAGACCAGACAAGGAAAUAAUACAUUUCUGGUAUCGUCAAGUGCAAUUGCUCCGGGUUACUGGGAGAACAGUGGAAAGUUUGAAGGUGACAUCAUUUUGGAUGACUGGCAGAUAGAUGCUCUUGUAACCGACUAUGCGGCUGGCAGGUCAGCGUACAUCUGGCCCAACACUAGGUGGCCCGGAAACGUAGUUGUCUACGAAAUCGCUGCAGGACAUUUCAAUCAGGCUCAGAUUAACCACAUAAUGUGGUCAAUUCACUUGAUUGAACAUUUUAGUUGCACCAGAUUCCGACGGAGAAAUGCCAAUGACAGGAACUAUGUGCGUCUUACUGGAUACAACAACGGCUGCUACGCCAGUGUGGGCUUUUGGCAUGAUCGUGGCAUCCACACCAUGAACCUUACACCAAACGUACCCGACCGCGGCUGCUUCACAAUAUCUAUAAUCAUUCAUGAGUGGUUGCAUGUCCUCGGAUUCUUCCACAUGCAGUCUACAUACAACAGAUAUGACUAUGUCAGAAUCGCUUGGGAAAAUGUCCAACGAGGUUCGGAGCACAACUUUGAGCGGUAUGGAACAAAUAUAGUCAGCAAUCUAGGCUUGCCUUACGAAUACACAAGCUGCAUGCACUACUUCGCCACCGCAUUCAGUACAAACGGAAGACCGACUAUUGUCCCUCUGAGGCCUCACAAUGGCGUGAUGGGACAACAGGUUUACGUUACUUACUAUGAUUGGUUAAGGUUGAGACGCCAUUACAAUUGCCCUGGAGCCUGGAGCGCUGAAGAAGCGAAACUACUGGAAGCUGAAGUCGAGAAGUAUAUCCCUCUGAUGGCACCCAAGGCUGAUGACGAAAUAAUCGCAGAUACUCCAGAAGUUGUUGAAAAUCAGGAAUAAUGAUUUAGCAAAAUAUAUGUUCUAAAUAUAAUUCAAGCAUAUUUAUAAA